This is a messenger RNA of Struthio camelus australis, 1261 nucleotides long. The record is from RefSeq and is a predicted model, not a curated record. Lineage: Eukaryota; Metazoa; Chordata; Aves; Struthioniformes; Struthionidae.
UAUCAGCUUUGUACUAAGUUUGCAAAGCCUUAGGACUUGAGGCUUGUCGUUCUUGCUCUGUCUGAACUUUUUUUGACCUGCCUGCAGCUUUGUUUUACUGGGGUUGGCUGUGACAGCAGUUUCUCUAAUUGACCAGGUGUCUAUGGCUAAUUUAUUUUACUUCUGUUAUCUCUGUAUGCUCUGACCAUAGUUUUAUAUAGAGCACGGUCGGUAAUAAGCAGGCCCUGGAGACCCCACAACUCACCAAUGGUCCGUUAAGGAAAUGCAGAUCUGGAGCCAAACAAAACUGAAUUUAAAGCUAACAAAGAGAGCAGAGAAAUAGUAUCUAACAGAGGUAACAGGCGCCUUAUAUAGCAAACUUGGAUAUAACGUGGAGCUGCAGGCCAAUGAAGAAAGAGCAACAAGUAGAAGUGCCUUAGCAAACAUACAAAAAUGACCCCAAGUGUAUCCUAGAGACAGAAAGAAGCAAGCAUCAACAUGAACAUCGUAUUCUUCUUGAUGAAGGACUCUAGGUGCUGACAACUUGCCGUAACACCCCACGUCCCACCAGAGUGACACCACCAACCUUAGGACCCAGAAAGUUGGAAUCCUUGCCAAGUCCUACAUUGAUCAAGGGCGGCUUAUUCCAGAUGAAAUCAUGACGCAACUGGUGCUGAGCGAGCUCAAAGGUCUAGAUCGGUACAACUGGCUGUUGGACGGUUUCCCUAGAACGGUUGCUCAGGCAGAAGCCCUGGAUAAACAGUGUCAAAUAGACACUGUGAUUGACCUAGACGUGCCAUUUGAGACCAUAAAGUACCGGCUCACUGCACGCUGGAUCCACCCUGCUAGUGGCAGAGUCUACAAUCUUGAAUUCAGUCCUCCCAAAGUGCUGGGCAUUGAUGAUAUUACUGGAGAGCCACUUGUUCAGCGUGAUGAUGAUAAGCCAGAGACGGUUACCAAGAGACUGCAGGCUUAUGAUGCCCAAACAAAACCUGUUCUAGAAUAUUAUCGGGAAAAAGGGUUGUUGAAAUCCUUCUCUGGAACAGAAACCAAUAAGAUCUGGCCACAUAUCCAUGCCUUCCUCCAAACGAAGUUGCCAGACGUAAGCCAGAAGGAUGCUGCCACCCCCAGGUGAAAUUAGCUCUAACUUCUGCUUACCUGUCAUAGCACAGACUUGAUUACAUGAGAUUCAACAAUCAAGGAUUUCACUAAGUAGUGUACCAGCCUGAUCAAUAAUUAAAAUCUAAUUUUGUCCUCAACUUACGUGGUGUUAACACUUUAA